CCCGCGGAGCUUGAUAACCACCAUGUACAUACCAUCUUCAUCGUUCGCACUGACCACCCGUCCGAUGCUCGUGGCAUAAUUGCGCUGAAAACCCCUUCACUCAACUGGGAAGCACGAAAGCACUUACAAAUGUCUGCCUCAUCCGAGUCCUCCUUUAUUAUGCCCUCGCAGCAACUCAUAGACUCGGAUGUGGACGAUGACGACCUUGACUCAUUACCUUCGGAAACCACUGAAGACUCAUCGCAUUAUUCAGAUGCAGAAAGAGAAUGGAGAGAGUCAUUACAGCAGAUAGAGCUGCUUCUGACAAUGAUUUUGAUACCCUACGUCGGGAAGUACUUUGGAAGGAAGUGUGCAUAUUGGGGCUGGGCCAAAUACAUGGAAUGGCAAUAUCCCGUCGAGAUCAAAGUUACGAGCCCUGGGAUGUUCAGAGCAGCUGGCAUGGUAGAAGCAGCUGCCACACUGUGAGAUUCACGAAGUAUCACUUCACCAGAUAUCCCAUAUAUUGCAUUUGGCGGUGGCGUUGGAGACAUAUACACAGGUCCUUUGCAGCGACAGAUGGUAUGUCUGACUCUGUCUGACAAUAACAUAGACCACUUUGAGAAAAGCGGGUUUACUUUGGGGUAGAAGAGGCUCGGCACCCAAAAUGUCGAUGUAUAUACAUAUAUCAAGUCAUGGCGAUAAUCAUGACCAAGUUCUAACGAAGACAACUACCUGCGGCAGAGCAGGAUCAGUAGCUGGCGUCUUCCUGUACCGACUUGUCUUUCCCAUAUCUCUUCUUGUAGCGGGUUGCCUUGUCUUCUGCAAAUUCACAACGGAGAUUUCGCCCUUCGAUCUUGUUGACCCACCACUUACGUGGUUUGGGUUUCUUCUUUCUCUUGGCAUCAGACUGCUCCUCGUCUGGCUCAGCUUCUUGU
Pseudovirgaria hyperparasitica is the source of this 914-nucleotide messenger RNA. RefSeq lists its product as uncharacterized. Gene Ontology annotation, biological process: protein insertion into mitochondrial outer membrane; mitochondrial outer membrane translocase complex assembly. The transcript has 2 exons. The coding region runs from base 130 to 465 and encodes 111 amino acids. Lineage: Eukaryota; Fungi; Ascomycota; Dothideomycetes; Acrospermales; Acrospermaceae. The record is from RefSeq and is a predicted model, not a curated record. Gene Ontology annotation, cellular component: mitochondrial outer membrane.